Molecule: messenger RNA, 801 nt
Organism: Bacidia gigantensis
Lineage: Eukaryota; Fungi; Ascomycota; Lecanoromycetes; Lecanorales; Ramalinaceae
Exons: 1
Coding region: 1-801 (266 amino acids)
Biological process (GO): translation
Cellular component (GO): mitochondrial large ribosomal subunit; ribosome
Molecular function (GO): structural constituent of ribosome
Source: RefSeq, a predicted model, not a curated record
AUGGCCGGCGGCGCCAUCAAAUACCGCCACCUCUCCCGCUCCUCUGCCCAUCGACAAGCCCUCCUCCGCAACCUUGUAACGUCGCUCAUCACCCACGAAUCCAUCCAAACAACCUGGCACAAAGCAAAAGAGGCUCAGCGUCUGGCUGAGAAAGUAAUUUCCCUUGGGAAGAAGAAUACAGCAUCCUCCCGCGUCCGCGCUCAGCAGAUCCUCUUCACACCCUUCAAGCACCUGCCCAAACUCUUCGGCGAGCUGCGUGAGCGGUAUGCGGAGAGGCCAGGAGGCUAUACGAGAGUGUUGCAUAUCGAGCCGAUCAACCACCAUCAUGAUCAAGCUGCCAGCGCGAUAUUGGAGCUUGUGGAUGGGCCCCGCGACAUGCGGUUUGCGAUGACUGCUAAGAGCCUGGUCAGGGAACGGGCAGCGAGUGAAGAGAAUGCGGAGAAGGGCGUGAGGGAUAUUACGGCGAGGAAUGUGCAAAAGGUCACGAGGUUCAGGCCACAAGGAGAAGAAGAUCUGCAAAGGGAGGUGGAGAGGCUGGAAGAGCAGGAGAGGGGAGCGAAGGCACGUGAGAGGAGAAGAGAGCAGAAAAUGGAGGGGGCGAAGAAGGGGGCGGCAGAGAAAGAGAGGGAGAAAUUAGAAGAGACCGAGAUUGAGGAUGAUCCGAGCAUUAUGGGGAGGAAGAGGGACGGCUGGGAACGCUGGGAUGUGUAUGAGAAGGAACAGCGGGCGAGGAGACGGACGGUAUACAGACUAGGGGAGAUGAGGGAGGCGAAAGCGAAGCAGGAGAAACGUGUAAAUUAG